UGGAACUGGGAGUGGAACUGGGAGUGGAACUGGGAGGGACCGGGACCUCCCAGAGGAGAGGGGCUGAAAGUCUGGACAGCAGCUGAGUCGAGGCUCGGUCUGCAGAGAGGACUGCUGGGUUCCUGGUGCUGCAGCUUCAGGACGGACGGAGGAACAAAAUUCCAUUGAAAAUGCUGCCACGCUGCGCUGUCAUCCUAUUGGUGCUACUGAAGCUAGGCCACGCCCAGUAUGAGCACCUGGGUUACCCACCCGGCUACCCUGACCCGGAACAGGAACAGUACACGGCUCCUCAGCUGGCCCCAGACACGCCCAGGAUUCAGCUCCGCCUGGCUGGAGAUAAGAGGAAGCACAACGAGGGCCGGGUGGAGGUCUUCUACAACGGAGAGUGGGGGACGGUCUGCGAUGACGACUUCACCAUCCACGCUGCUCAGGUGGUGUGUCGGGAGCUGGGCUACCUGGAAGCCAUCUCAUGGUCACCAUCUUCAAAGUAUGGGAAAGGAGAAGGACCCAUCUGGUUCGACAAUCUCCACUGCACUGGCAAAGAGAAGACUUUAGCGCUGUGUCCGUCCAACGGGAUCGGCGUUUCUGACUGCAAACACAGUGAAGACGUAGGCGUGGUGUGCAGCGACAAGAGGAUCCCGGGAUUUAAAUUUGUCAACACGUUGCCCAACCAUGUAGAGAACCUUGAUAUUCAGGUGGAGGAUGUGCGGAUUCGAGCCAUCCUGUCAUCGUACCGUAAGCGGAUCCCUGUGACUGAGGGCUACGUGGAGGUCAAGGAUGGCGGCAAAUGGAAGCAGAUCUGUAACGCAGAGUGGACCCAGUUUAACAGCAGAGUCAUCUGUGGCAUGUUCGGCUUCCCUGGGGAGAGGAAGUACAACGCCAGGGUCUACAAGAUGUUUGCUCGCAGGAGGAAGCCCACCUACUGGGAAUACUCCGUCAACUGCACUGGAAACGAAGCCCAUCUCUCCAGCUGCAAACUGGGCCAGGCUACAGCCCUGAAGUCCAAUGAGACGUGCAGCGGAGGGCUGCCGGUGGUGGUGAGCUGCGUUCCCGGUAGAGCCUUCGCACCGACGCCCAUGACGGGAUUCAGGAAGGCCUUCCGACAAGAGCAGCCGUUGGUUCGUCUCCGUGGCGGGGCCAUCGUGGGCGAGGGCCGAGUGGAGGUGCUGAAAAAUGGAGAGUGGGGCACCAUAUGUGAUGACAACUGGAACCUGCUGUCUGCCACCGUGGUGUGUCGAGAGCUGGGCUUCGGUACGGCAAAGGAGGCCCUGUCUGGAGGUCGCCUGGGACAAGGUAUGGGCCCGGUGCAUAUGAAUGAGGUGGAGUGCUCUGGAUUUGAGAAGUCCAUAACUGAGUGUUUCUUCAACAAGGAGGCUGUGGAUUGCAGCCAUGAGGAGGAUGCAGCCGUCAGAUGUAACGUUCCUGCUAUGGGCUUCCAGGAGAGGCUGCGCCUGAGUGGAGGCCGUAACCCCUACGAAGGCCGUGUGGAGGUGCUGAUGGAGAAGAACGGCUCUCUGGUGUGGGGGACGGUGUGCAGCGAGGGCUGGGGAACCAUGGAGGCCAUGGUGGUCUGCAGACAGCUGGGCCUGGGCUUCGCCAGCAACGCUUUCCAGGAGACGUGGUACUGGCCGGGGGAGGUGAGUGCCGACGCCGUGGUGAUGAGCGGCGUUCGCUGCUCUGGAACGGAGAUGUCUCUGUCCCACUGUCUGCACCACGGACACCACCUCAGCUGCUCCAAGGGAGGCGGACGCAACGCCGCCGGAGUGUCCUGCUCCGAGACGGCUCCUGACCUGGUGCUGAACCCUCAGGUGGUGGAGCAGACCACCUACAUGGAGGACCGUCCUAUGUUCAUGCUGCAGUGUGCCUACGAGGAGAACUGUCUGUCCUCCACGUCCAGCCAGGUCCCGGCCAACUCCUACCGCCGCCUGCUGCGCUUCUCCUCCCAGAUCCACAACAACGGACAGUCGGACUUCCGGCCCAAAGCUGGUAGACAUUCCUGGGUGUGGCACGACUGUCACAGGCAUUAUCACAGCAUGGAGGUGUUCACCAUCUAUGACCUGUUCAGCCUCAAUGGAACCAAAGUGGCAGAAGGACACAAAGCGAGCUUCUGUCUGGAGGACUCGGAGUGUGAUGAAGGGAUUGAAAAAAGGUACGAGUGUGCUAACUUUGGAGAGCAGGGCAUCACUGUGGGCUGCUGGGAUACCUACAGACAUGACAUCGACUGCCAGUGGAUUGACAUCACCGAGCUCAAACCUGGGGAUUACAUUUUCCAGAUUAUAAUCAAUCCAAACUAUGAAGUGCCAGAGUCAGACUACAGCAAUAACAUCAUGAAAUGCAGAUGUCGAUACGAUGGUCACCGUGUGUGGAUGUACAGCUGCCAUAACGGUGGCUCAUUAAGCACUGAAACAGAACAGACGUUCCCAGGCCUCCUCAACAACCAGGUGACCCACAGGUAAAGAAGAACGAAGCCAACCGGCCGUUCCCUCCAGCAGGACGACUGUCUGACGCCCACCAACCGCUGCACAUCUCCAUCUGUGCUGGAUUCCUCCUGCCAGCUAUGUCCUGGUCCAACCGUCUCUUUUUAUGUCUCCUCUUCUAUGAAGCAGCAGCUUUCUUUGACCCUCAGCCCUCCUCUUUUCCUUCAGCAGAGAGAUGAUUUGAUUCCCCUCCUGUCUAGACAGAGGCAGCUGCAGCUUCACCAACACUUCCUUGGUUCAGAUCAGGAGGCUGGUGAAGCUCUUUGCAUGCUCUGUGACUGAGAGACCUUUUUACUUUUUAAUGAGUGCUGAAUAAACCUGCAGGUUAGUGGCAGCAGCGGGGAACGUCAUCAAGAAUGUGCUUUUUUUAAUGGAACUCUGCUGCAGUGUUUUUUGUUCAAAGCUCUCCUUGGAGAGUUUGGGUUUUUGUACCUGAAGAUUGAGAGAAUUAUCAGUGUGGCAGCACAGGUCAUUUUCUUCCACUUUUCAACAGUUUCACAGAGUGCCUUUUACACACUGAAGUCCAGACACAGUGAGGUUAUGUUCCACAGGCGUUCCUACUGCAUGCCGGGUAUUUAAGGUGAAGGCACAAGCUUCACAUCUCCACUGAGGGCUAAAUGAGCUGCAGCAGAAGCAAGUCCUCAGAAAGCAAACCACCCGUUCAUCACCAAUUACAGAUGCUAAUUGCCUGAUUCAGCUGCAGGACUAAUCUACCAUGGCUGAAACGUGACGUACUAAAGUGCCUCUAAUCUGCUCUGCAAAGUGAAUGGGCUAGAGUGAAAUUACAUUUCAAUAACAGAGGUGCACUACUGUGUUGUACAGGUGUAGUGGAAGCAAUCUCAUUUAACAUAGAUAGAAAUGUUAUUCUUAUUUUUUCUGUUUUCAUGUAGCAGUAUGUGUCUGAAGCAAACGUUCUUUUUGCCUUUACAUUCAUUCCACCUCCCUUCUUUAAGACCUCCAGUCUCUGAUGGUGUGUGUCCACAGGAUCCAUCGCCUUCAUCGUCCAUGGAAACCGCUCUGCAGUGCAUUCUGGGAGCAUCGCUUUGCAUUUCUAGAGAAGUGCCAUCGCAUUUCCUGCUCCUCAUUUGCAUAGUCAACCAUAAAGGUCCUCACAUCAUUUACAACUGAGUGUUUUCAGUUCAAGCAGGUUUGACUUCAGUGACCUGAAAAGAUGUGUUACAUUAAGCUAAUUGAUUAAUUGGUCACUGAUCGCGGGCUGCACAGUGGUGUAGUGGUUAGCACUUUCGCCUUGCAGCGAGAAGAUCCCUGGUUAGCGUCCUGGCUUUCCCGGGAUCUUUCUGCAUGGAGUUUGCAUGUUCUCCCUGUGCAUGCGUGGGUUUUCUCCGGGUACUCCGGCUUCCUCCCACAGUCCAAAAAUAUCCUGAGGUUAAUUGAUUAUUCUAAAUUGCCCGUAGGUGUGAAUGUGAGAGUGAUUGUUUGUCUCUAUAUGUGGCCCUGUGACAGACUGGUGACCUGUCCAGGGUGUCCCCUGCCUUCACCCGAGUCAGCUGGGAUAGGCUCUAGCCCCCCCCCCCCGCGACCCUAGUGAGGAUUAAGCGGUGUAUAGAUAAUGGAUGGAUGGAUGGGUCACUGAUCGCAACAACAAGCCAUCUGACUGUUCAAAGGAACGAAAUGAAAAGCCUGUGGGCUACUUUACCAUGAAUUGUCCUCUCAUGACGUUUUAACUGCACCACUUGUAGCACAAACAUGUUUCAUUACCUGUUGAGUUAUUAUUCUGUUAGCCAAGCUAACAAAUUAGCUAACUGACCAUUUGUGUAAUCACCAGCAGAUUUAUGGGAUGGCUCAGAGGGUAAUUUACCAGUGGUAGUCACAUCUCCAGCUGAACAGCUCACAUUAGCUUUUUUAAGAUAACUUUCAUUUUCUUGGCAUAGUACGGAGUUACCCCAGCAUCUGCCACCCCCCCAGGGCAGAAUGCAGGGUAGCUAGCUAACUAGCUAACCAGCUAACCAGCUGUAUUACAUUGUACAGUUUAAAGACUCAGGCCAGUGUUACGCCCUGAUCAUUCUCUGUUCACUGACAGCCACGGACACCACAGACGUGUAGUCAGUUAUACAGGGAGUCUACAAAGUCUGGACACAGGAAGUCUCAUUAACUAUCAUGUUUUUACCUCCACAGAUUAAAUAUGGCUUUGUGGAAAGAAGAAAGAGUUGAACUGGUACUUCUCAGUGAAGGAUGGACAUAUGGAAAGACAGCAGAUGAAUUUAAUCAUCCAAGGAGGAUUCCUCUUGGCUUUUCAACUGUGAUGAAGUUGGUUAAAAGUUAAAAGAAACGGGCAGUGUCAUGGACAAACCCUGUUCUGGACAACCAAAUGGAUCAGCCCAAACUAAAGGAUUGGUCAUGGCUAAAAUUCAUGCUAGCCCCAAAUAUCACCUCCCUAACCUUAACACUACCUAACCCUAACCCUAUCUUUCCGUAUGUCCAUUCUUCACAUCCACUGAGAAGUACCAUUUCAACUCUUUCUUCUUAGAGUUCUACUAUUAUACUACUGUUUCUAGUCCUCUAAUUACAGCUGCUCGUCCACGGCGUCCACAGCUGUCUGUGUGCACUUCGACAAAGGUACAACACAUCUAAUGUUUCUGAAGCAACCUUUUUCUUCCUUUUAGUAGUAAAAAUAUUACUGAUAUAUUUAAAAAUCCCUGUGAAGUGCGCUUUAAGACAUGUUACUGGAGUGUCUACAUCAGCAUACUGUCGGUACAGGAAGGUUUCAGCCCUUCACUGCUUUAUGUUCUCCUAUCAGGAGGACAGAAGAGUUGAUUUCCAUCCUGUGAUCGGUAGAAACCAUCCUCUCUGUUCUCUGUUAGACAGCCAGAGUUACAGAUGUGUUGUUUUUCUCCCAACAGCUCAUCAGUAAGGUCCUAUUUUAACGUCACCUCAUUUUAUUCUAUUGUACAAUAAUGUGUGACUCCAGUUUUAAUGUACUUUUUGUAAUGGUGCUAUCAAACUGGUCCUCUGUUUUCUGAGGACCGUACAUGUUGAACAGCUACAUUAUGUAUACUAACAGUAUACUUGAACUGAGCGUACGAAACAAUGUGCUUUGUGUGUGAAGCUAUAAUAAAGGUCUGAGUUACGGAGCAACCAAA
This is a messenger RNA of Amphiprion ocellaris (clown anemonefish), 5578 nucleotides long. It is a transcript of the gene loxl2b, whose product is annotated as lysyl oxidase-like 2b. Gene Ontology annotation, molecular function: protein-lysine 6-oxidase activity; copper ion binding. NCBI's taxonomy places the organism in Eukaryota, Metazoa, Chordata, Actinopteri, Pomacentridae. The record is from RefSeq and is a predicted model, not a curated record. The transcript is spliced from 14 exons. Bases 171 to 2456 code for a protein of 761 amino acids. Gene Ontology annotation, biological process: peptidyl-lysine oxidation; sprouting angiogenesis. Gene Ontology annotation, cellular component: membrane.